AUGCUCGGUCAAUCUCUCAGGGCCUCGCGCCAGUCGCUCGUUCGUCUUGCUAAGCAGCAGUCGGCCACCACCUUCCGCCGUACUUUCGUUACUCCCACUGCUGUUCGCCAAGCCGAUCUCGUCCAGGACCUCUACCUCCGCGAGCUCAAGGCUUACAAGCCCCCCACCGUCAAGGCCACCGACUCUGAGGGCCAGGUCCAGAAGUUCGCCCUUCCCCAAGCCCCUGCCUCCCCCGAGGAGGCCGACAUUGCCAGCCAGCUCAGCGCAUACGAGACCCAGGAGGUCGAGGUUGAAGGUCAAGUCGAGGCUGGUGCCGCCCCCGUCGAGGACUGGUAUCGCUCCCACAAACUACAUUCCCUGUCACGGGCAGCCAUCACUAACCGCUACUCUCAGNNGUUCGAUGAGAGCGAGCUUGCCGACGAGGAGCCCGCCCACCACUAA
This is a messenger RNA of Aureobasidium uvarum, 441 nucleotides long. The record is from the annotation of a GenBank genome assembly. NCBI's taxonomy places the organism in Eukaryota, Fungi, Ascomycota, Dothideomycetes, Dothideales, Saccotheciaceae.